This is a messenger RNA of Triticum aestivum (bread wheat), 1023 nucleotides long. RefSeq lists its product as uncharacterized. The transcript has 3 exons. The record is from RefSeq and is a predicted model, not a curated record. The coding region runs from base 1 to 1023 and encodes 340 amino acids. Lineage: Eukaryota; Viridiplantae; Streptophyta; Magnoliopsida; Poales; Poaceae.
AUGCCACCAGGGAGGGCCAACCGAGCGAGGCAAAGAGCAGGGGAUUUCUCACGAAGCGCUUCGUCCUCCCCGCACACCCGUCGUCUCCAGCCAAAUCGAGCUAGGGUUUGGCUCGCACCAGCCAGCUCCCCGCCCCGGCAUCGUCAGAUCCGCCGGCGGGAGGCCCCUACGACGCCGCCCCAGGCCGGCCGCCCCUUCUCCUUCACUCCUCCUGGACCGGCCGCCCCUCCUCGACUCCUCCCCGCCCGCCCCGACGUCCAUCCUCGCCCUACAGCAGAUGCCCCCGGCCUCCGCCCGCCUGCCUGGCCCUCCCUUCCCUCCGCCCGACAGCAGGACGCGCCCGGCCUCCGCCCGGCCAGGAUAGCUGGCCAAGUUAAUUUGCUUACUAAGUUUAAUGAGCGCUCCGGGAGAAAUUAUCCGCACCAACAAUUAAGAAACCGGUGGGAUGCAUGUAGAAGUGAUUAUGCCAUAUGGAAGACAUUGCUUCAAAAAGCUUCACGCAUCGGAAGAGAUCCUUAUACAAAGACCAUUGCUGCUACGGAUGAGUGGUGUGCAUUGGAGUUGAAGGCACGUCCGCAGGCUACCAAGUAUCGGCAUGCUCCACUUGCAGAGGAGGACAAAAUGGAGGAGGUGUUUGAUGCUUGUUGUGUCACAAACGAGCAUGCGAGAGUGCCAAUUCCCACAUAUCAAGGUUCUACAUCUCGAAUCAAUUUGGAUGAUGAGUCUGGUUGUGAAGGUGACAAAACUGAAGUUACACCUCGUGCGAAUCGUGCAAAGGGUGGGAAGAAGAGGGCAUUUCCUUAUUCCCCAAGUCCUAAGGCAAAUGAAAAGUGGGCAAGUGAGCAGGCAAAGAAUGAGGCAUUUGUUCGUAUGGUGGACCUCUUUGAUUCAAGGAACAAGAGAGAUGAGACUCAAGUUUCAGCAAGAGAAGAGAUUCAUGAAAUGAUGGCCAUGGUAGAAGCAGAUGGUGGUGCACCUGGGAGUGAUGUUCAUUUCUAUGCUUCACAACUAUUCAAGGAUUAG